Messenger RNA from Lymnaea stagnalis (great pond snail), 10150 nucleotides. The record is from the annotation of a GenBank genome assembly. Lineage: Eukaryota; Metazoa; Mollusca; Gastropoda; Lymnaeidae.
CCCCCACUUGUUCAGGCUCCUUCCGUUGAACUCCUCACCGGCCAGACUUGUGUUUUAACUUUCGUGAAACAACACCAAGACAAUUUUGUGGCCUUGUAUAGGGUGCUUCGUAACAUUACUACAUGGACGUGAAUGUAGACUUUGGUGAAUUUACACUUCGGUGACUUAAGUCUACUCUUAAGUAGCGAGGAUAGAGAGGAAAGGAGGAAAAGUCCGUCGUCCAGUUCUCCUGCGGAUAAUUUUUGUGUGACCCAGACAUCUGACCAGAGAGAUUGUGUUCGUGGGCAAGACCUAUUGCUUGACCAUGUAAGUUGAUUCAAUUAUUCUUCUCAGAUGUGAUUGAAGGUUUUUUUUUUGAAAAAGUUGAGUAGUAUUUUUCUUCCCCCAAGUUGUAGUGGUUGAUCAAUGUUCAGGCAUCGUUUGUAUUAUUGAAAGACGGUUGGCUUUAAACAAAAACCAAAAACUAAUCAAGUUUAGGAUGAAAAUGUGUCCAAAUUGACUUGAUUUAGUGAUAGAUAAGAAUCUUCGGUAAAUUCGGAGAGCAGACGCCACAUGGCUGCCAUCUUGGUUGACACGACCAGUUAAUUAUGUCACUAAACCUAAACUAAAUGUAUCCCUAAACCUAAACUGAACCCUACUUCACUGCAACCAUAAUAAACACUUCUUCUUCUUCUUCGAUAUCUUAAGGGCCUUCGAUCAAUUUCUUGAUCAUUUUGUCUCCUAUGAAUGUAGAUGGGAUUAGCAAUUUUUCUGUGCCUGGUGCUGACAUUUCACUGAUUUCCAGUGCCACUUUUGUGAGGGAAUCAUGCACUGGGGGUUGGAAGGCUUGAGACAAUGGACACAAAUGAGUCUAGUUUUGUCGCCUCAAAUGUUCCUUUUGAAAGCGUGUUCCAGUCCCUGAUUGUCUCGGCGACAUCUCUCCAAAUUAGCCAAAUCUUUUGUCCUACAUCAUGACUUACAAUUACUGUUACUUCUGUCCUACAGGACUGAAUUAGUAUUACAACUUGAAUACCGGUAGUACUAAAAACAACUUUAUCGAGGUUGUUGAUUUUUUUUUUUUUGGCGCGUGACCACAACAGAUGUCUACCGGUAGCUGUGAUACUAACCUGUCAGCGGAGAGGGCAUGCGCACGGAUAAAAAUUUGACGGAUAUGUGGCCAGCGGACACUAUACAGUGACACUUACCAAACACGUGGCUGUGGAACCUGUUUGCUCAGUUUUUGUUUGUCACGAGCAGCACGUGAUCUCAGAAAUCACGUGACUUGCAUGGCCAUGGCCUACUACCUGGUUGAGAUUCUCAGAAGCAAAUAUAUUGUGUGAGCGUACCUAUGGGAAGUAAAGAGGUCCACUCAGUCCACUCAAGUUAAGCUGCUCACGCCAUACGUAUGCUUUGUCUUGCUCUUAUGGGAAGGGGUAAUUAUCUCCAAAUGUCAUGGUAAAUUUGGGUAUGUGAAGAAUGUCAACGAUUGUUCGUAAUUGGUCCAUCAGGCUAGGUCUUGCAUUCAUUCUCUUCCACAAAUCGCUCAUUUCAUUCCUGACUUUUAAAACCAUUUUUUUUUUGCCAUAGGGUGAUUAGUGACAUCCUCACUGUGACCCUCAUCCUGACCUUGACCCUCAAUGACCCGUGUCACGCUGUGAAAGAGAUGCGUGCUGCGAUGCUCGUCCUUUACAUUCAAGAUUGUUUCCUGCCCGGUGGAAGCGUGGCCGUUAACCAAGGGGAAACAAUCAUUCCUAUUAUCAACAAGUAAGUCUAUAUUGAUUUACGGCCCUUUAUCACAGUUGAGUUGAACCUUGUAGAAUUCCAUUCUUUUUUUUUCUUUUUUUUUGGCGUCUAAUAGAUGUGGAGUCUUACAAAUUUGUAAGGCUGUCACUCCAACUUCAGAACAUUUUAGAAAUGAUUGAGGGGAACCAACCCACCCAACUUGUAUCUCCCUGAUGACGUGACAAUUAUCUCCCUGAUGACGUGACUAUAAUCUACGUCAGGCCUGCACAAUAUACGGCCCGCGGGCCGCAUAUGGCCCGCCUGCACCCACUUUGUGGCCUGCGAGGUAUCGAAAAACUUGUUAUUAUUAUUUUCUUAAUAAUUUACCCCCUGAACUAUAGUUUUUGGCCCGCACAAGUCCUGUCUUAUUUUCUUUUGGCCCGCACACGUUUUUCAUAAUGCAUUAUGGCCCGCCUAACAUUUUGAGUUGUGCGGGCCUGAUCUACCUGAUGACGUGGCUAUAAUCUACCUGAUGACGUGACUAUCAUACAUGAUAAUGUGGCUAUACUACCUAGAUUACGUGACUAUCAUACCUGGAGGACGUGACUGUCAUACCUGGAGGACGUGACUAUCAUACCUGGAUGACGUGACUAUCAUACCUGGAUGACGUGACUAUCAUACCUUGAUGACGUGACUAUCAUACCUGGAUGACGUGACUAUCAUACCUGGAUGACGUGACUAUCAUACCUGGAUGACGGGACUAUCAUACCUGGAUGACGGGACUAUCACACCUGAUGACGUGACUAUCCCACCUGAUGACGUGACUAUCCCACCUGAUGACGUGACUAUCCCACCUGAUGACGUGACUAUCCCACCUGGAUGACGUGACUAUCCUACUUGGAUGACGUGACUAUCCUACCUGGAUGACGUGACUAUCCUACCUGGAUGACGUGACUAUCCUAAUUUAUUAACAUGAUUUUUCUUCCUGGAUGAUGUAACAAUAACCUACCUGAUUAUUUUUUUCCUACAAAGAGACUAGUUUUCGUUUAGCUGAGGAGAAAAUAUUAAUCUUAUUUCCUUAUUCAGUUCUAACAAAAUUCCACCAGUUUACACUUUCAGGCUUAAAGUUAUCAGACGCCGAAGCAAGUUUUGUAUAUAUAUAUUUAACUCUAUAUUUGAAAGUUUGAGAUGAAUGUCAAACAUUUUCUCGACCACAUAUUUCCCCAGCAUCCGUAAAGACUCCGGCGAGCUUUUUAAACUGGUGGUGCUGUCCAAGGAAUCGCAUUGUCCCCAUCAUGUAUCAUUCGCCUCGUCCCAUCCGGGAAAGGCGCCCUAUGACGUAGUUCAAAUAAAAUAUCUUACAAAUGGUAAGAAAUUUAAACAUACAUGGGCUGGACUAUGGGUUCAAUAGAGAAACGUAUUCACAAAUGCUAAUGGGUAAAAUGAGGCUUCUAGGAGGAGACCUACUAUAGUUGCUAUUUGCUUUUGUCUUGCUUUUAAAUAUAAAAUUAAGCAACGGAAAUCGAUGCAAGGUCAUCAGGAGUGCUGGGUGGCCCAGUGGUCUAAACUGAGCCAAUCACAAGUUCAUGGUCUGGACUGGAUAUCAAUCCCCACCAAAGCCAAGUCAAGAGAACAACCUCACCAGCACCCCGGGUGGAUGGGACUCGUUGACCUUAUAUGGCAACUCAUCUAAAGGAAAACUCUUAAUUCAAACACGGAGAUGGCGUACCACAGGCGGCUAACAUGGAAACAAUGAAUCUUCCGACAACUCCUUCGACGCCACUGAUGCCAUCACGGAGAGGGCUGUGUCCAUGCUAAAAUAGCGUGGGUAAAAUAGCAUGGAUACAAGCGCUAUAUAAGUAUUCAAUCAACCAAUCAGUUAAAUAAUUUUUAUCUGUUUCUCACUUCAUUUUUUCUUUCUUUUUUUUUUUUUUAAACCCACCCUCUUUUCCCCGCCCCCUACUGUAAGACUGUUAGAGAAGUAUCUCACAAAUGAAGUUGGUGUUACAAAGUAGAAAGGUCAAUGUUUCUUGCCCCACCCUCAAAUAAAUAAUAAUCGGGCUGUCCCAGUUAACAAAUUGAGGAAAAAUUAUUAAAUUUCUUAUCAAGAAGUUUUAAGAUUUUUUUUUCAUCCAAAUUGCAAAGCGUACUUAUCCCAACAUCAAACACUGAUUUUAAUCUUAAUCAUUUGUUUUGACUCCCCCCUCCGUGACCCCCAGGCACGCUUUGUUCCGACAACAUCAACCAAACCAAGGUCCCCGGCGUGCUGACCUGUCCGGCCAACCUAGAAACACUGCCCUUCCAGCAGAAGUUGUGGCCUGACCACUGUGUGGAGGACGUCACGUCCGGCCCAACGUCUUCGAGCAUUUCAAAACAGCUGACCGUUAGUACCAGUGACGUCAUCAUUAAGACUGGAACCACAUGUCAGGUAUUAUUUCUCCACUAUAUUGCUUUGUAAAAUAGCAACAUUAGCUGCCUGGCUCGGUUCAUUAAUUCACAGAACAACGCUCCUCUCAUUCAUUCGAUAAGAAUAUAUCCGCUGGAAAAUAAAAGGUAGAGGACUCGAUACAAUUGACAUAGAACUUAAAAGAGGCAAGAAUCUCCCACUAAUAUAAAGAUCAUGGAUUAAAUGUGUUUUAUAAAUUAUUUUGAUAUAUAAAUACUAGGGUUUCACAACCUUGAUACCUAUCCCCGGCAGGGUUUCUUUCACUCGUCUCUCGGGGGGGGGGGUGUCCUCUUCCAAUGUUCCCUCUAAGGUUUGUUGGUUCGUGUGCAAAAUCAUAAAGUUGUGUGCAAAGUUUUACAGCAUCAAUUUUUUGUGCGCAAAAUUUUACAGCCUACAGACACAAACACACACUUAAGUGGAAAUUAGCUGCGCGGUACUCAAAACUGCUGCGCGGCGUCUGUGAGAUUGCUGCGUGGCCGUGCAGCCGCGCAGCUUAAAGGGAACAUUGGUCUCUUCCCCACCCCUAAGGAAAGAAAAGACAUAAGAUGUCUUUGAUCAUGACAAUGGCUAAUUUUGGCGCAUCCCCGACGAAAGUUUGACAUGCGACCUCAAAAUUGUCUGAAAGAAACAUUGAAUUCAAAGACGUGCAAAAAUGCACACCUCCAUUUUAAACUUGCGCGACUGUCUUCAGCACCCUCACUCUCUGCACGCCUUUCCUUACCCUGAUCAAUAUUACAGUAUGGGUUUGAAUAUCAUCUUCUGCUAAAUGAUUACCCGGGGCACGCCACGACUAAAAGUAAUUCAGUUUAUGUAUGGCACUGGCCCCAUAAUGGCUUCCCAGACCCUUACAAAUGCCCUGCCCCUGAUAAAAAAAAGUCUAAUAGAAACAUAGAAUUCAACUAUACUCCAAAAUGCACCUCUUGAUUUUGAAAAACGAAAAUAAAUUUUUGGGUGUAGGCUGCCCAGACCCCUCCACCGCUAAAGACUCAUCUUAUUUUCUUUCUUAUGCCUUUUACCCCGUCUUAUGCAUAGGGCGGCUACAAGAAUGUUCCAUUCAUCUCGGUCCUGUGCGUUUCUUUCAAGUUGUGUAUCCUAUACUUUCUUUGACUGCCUCUUGCUUGCGUCUCCAUGUAUUUUUAGGGCUUCCUCUCUUCAAUUUUCCCGGUGGAUUUCAUGAAGGGGAUUCUCUGGUGAUGUUAUCUGGGGGUUUGCGGAGAGUGUGCACUAUCCACAUCCAUCUGUUCCUUAUGUCUUCAGCAAUAGGUUCCUCAUAUGUCCUAACUAUAGGAACUCUUUGUUGGUGAUAGAUUUUGGCCACUUGAUGUUCAGGAUCUUUCUAAUGCAAGUGUUUAAUGAAGGUCUGGACCUUUUGCGGAAUCCUCGCUGUUCUCUAAGUUUCUGCUCCAUAGAGGACUGUUUUGACAUUUUUCUUGAAAAUUGUUAGUUUGAACUAUUUGAAGAAUCAGCCCCUUUUACUCCCCUAUUUUCUUGAAUAGCACAAAGGCUGACCCAGCGUUUCCAACUCCAGCCCUGGCAUCGGCUUCGGGUCCACCAUUUAAGUCAAUGAUGCUGCCUAAGUAUGUGAAGGCCUCCACUUCUUCCAGAGAAUUUCCUACCAGAAUUAUAUGCUCUUGGUUGGCUGAGUUUACCUUAAUAAUCUUUGUCUUGCUUUUAUUUCUAUAAACAAAAGCAAGAUUCAUUGGCACCCUCGAUUUUUACCCCACACCCCGAAAAAAAAGGGUCAACACCAUGCUCCCCCUUUCUACGCGACUGGAAGGUGCGUAGCUACAGCAUUUGGCGUUAUUGGACAUGUUUCAUUUUUACUCUCAAAUCUGAACUAAUUAUUUUCAGCCAUCGAAUUUCAUCAAGGUCUAUUUUGAUGCCCCCCCCCCGCUAGUCUGGCGCCCCUCGACGUAUGUCUUGUCUGGCGCCCCCCGACGUAUGUCUUGCCCCCAAAUAUUUCUGAUUUACCGCCGCGCCCCCCCCCCCCCAAUUGGUGGUCCGCGGAACAGCAACGGCCCGCCAGCCUUACUUUAUGGUCAAAUAAUAAUUUAAAAGACCGGCACCGGUACCUGGUGCCAUAUCAAAUCGUGUUCAUCGGUCCGCUCCCCAUAAAAAGUUGAGAAGCGUUGCUAUACAGCAUUAAGUCUUUUAAUGUGUCAGUGAACAGUAUGUGAAGGGAAGGUGGGUGGAUGGCGUGGUCCUACACAUGCGGCACUAGCUUCGGACGGGAUUUUUUCCCGUUUUAUAUAAUUUGUAUAGUUGUUUUUUCUGUGUGUUCUGUAUGUCGUCUGGCUAUCGUUAAUCAGGUGCGGCGAAAUCAAGGACUGUUCCGGGGGUCACUAACAAUAAUUGCUAGGAACCGACUGGACAAUGCCUCCGUGGACUCGACAUCAAUCGAGUUUCAAGGCUGCCGUGGCACCCGCUGGGAGCCGUUACGAUAGCCGCAUCGUGUCCCAAACCGUUGCACAUAAACCAGAUCAUGGAUGCAGCAACGUACGCUGUCAGAAUCGGUCACACAAACUAUAAGCCAAUCUUUUGAUAGGGAACCAAAGUAAGCCGUCAUGACAUAAAGUUGUACUGUGUCAUGUUGUAUGUGCUCAGCGUCAUGACAUAAAGUUGUACAGUGCUAUGUUGUAUGUCCUCAGCGUCAUGACAUAAAGUUGUACUGUGUUAUGUUGUAUGUCCUCAGCUCGACACAUACUCUGCAUUUUACGACAACGGUCAUCUCUUUGAGACGGAGUUGGAAGGCACACUGAAGUCAAAUCAAAUCAACACUGUGUUUGUGAUGGGUCUAGCACCUGACUUCGAUGUCACGCACACAGCACUGGAUGCUAUAUCAUUGGGUGAGUACAGUACACAUCACUGGAUACUAACACAUUAGUCGAGUACAGCCAUAGCAAUGGGUUAUAUAUUAUUGGGUGAAUACAGUAAACAGCACUGGAUGCUAAACCUUUGGAUAAGCAAGUGGAUGCUUAAGAUUUAGGUGAAUACAGCCUGCAUCUCUGGCUCUCUCUGAAUACAGCCUGCAACUCGGGCUCUCUCUGAAUACAUCCUUCAUCUUUGGCUCUCUCUGAAUACAUCCUUCAUCUUUGGCUCUCUCUGAAUACAUCCUUCAUCUUUGGCUCUCUCUGAAUACAGCCUGCAACUCGACUCUCUCAGAAUACAGCCUGCAUCUCUAUCUCUGGGUACAUUUUUCAUUACUGAAUAUUAAUAAUUGCUCUAGAUUCCUUUCAUGUCUAUACUGACCACAGACAUUGUUUUGUUUCGUAUUUUUCUUGUUCUUGAAUCUGGUGUUCUUAGAUUUUAAAAAUCCUCCAGAUAAGCAAAAGCUUCUUGUACAUUGUAAAUAAGCCCUAAUAAAUACCUAGUGUAAUGGCAAAUUUUAAUCUAACUGCGACAAUUCAUUUAUUAAUCUGUUCUAGGAUAUGUAAUUUUCCUAUAUUUAGAUUGAAAUGGAUAAGUUUAAAAUAAAAUUGAAUGGAUGCAGCUAUUAUUGCCUUCAUUUUAAAAAAGUGACAAAAAUAUUUUAGAAGACUCGAAAAUUUGAACUCUAAAUUUUAUAAAUAAAAUUCAUUUAAUCCUAUCUGAAAAUAAAAAAUAAAAUAAAAAUAGCCUGUUAUUUUUAAAUAUAUUUAUCUUCUAGUUUGUGUAUGUUAUUUUUUUUCAAAAUGAGGUCACGCAUGUGAGUGUUACUCUCAGAUGUCGCUAUAGCAACAGUUUCCAAUGAUUUUUGUUUUUGUUUCCCAGGCUACAAGACUUUCACAGUCGUCGAUGCAUCGAAGUUCAGGGCCAAUGGCACAGAGGAUGAAGCCCUGGCAGAAAUGAGCGAAAAAGGUCAACCUAGAGGUCCUAAUCUUAUAUGGGGCCCUAAUCUUAUAUGGGGCAGUGCCUAAAAACCAGUGUCUCCUUCCCUACCCCACCAUCUUUAAAAACAUCGAGAAGUUCUUAAACGACAAUUAAUAUGAAUCGACCUAAAUGGUAACCCACUCAAAAAUAAUUCAUCCUAAUUUCGGUUAAAUGUUCAAACAUUUCGAUUCAAUUCAAAUCUCUGCAUAAAACUUUUUUAAAUGCUAUAUUAGCGAGAGUGACGACAAAUUACUUCAGACUUUCGGAGCCGUAUCAUCCUAUAGAAUUAAUCAAAUACUGUUACUAGCGGUCCCCAAUUCCUCGCCAUCUCUAGUCUCAUUUUUUUGUUAAAUAGUAGUUUAAAAUAUUGCGUUAACUUAAAUAAAAUAUUAAUUCUUACAUCUUGACCUUACGCGCCACACAAUUAUGUAAGAGGCAGGUUUUCGUUUUGUACAACAUAUUUUUCACUUUUAUAGUGCGCCUUUAUUUCUUGACAAAGACUGAGAGAGCUACACUGUCUUCUGGAAACACUUAAAACUUUUUAAUUCCAUUGUUUUUUUUUUAAAUCCUGUUUUGUAUUUUAUUUUAUUUAUUUUUUUUUUAAAUUUUGUUUUUUUUAAGAAGGCAUUUGACCGAAACUGCUCUGUCUUAUUUUCAAGUCUAAAAAUAUCUUAGUUCUGCUAUUUAUUUAUUAACCUAGCUUUAAAAAAAAAAAGAUUAUUUAAAUUCAUUUGUAAAAAUGACAUAAUAAUAAAUGUGUUUUUUUUUUUUUAAUUCUUGUUUUUUUUUUUAUUUUUUUUUUUUUUUUUUUAUAUUUUUUUUUUUUUAAGAAGGCAUUUGACCGAAACUGCUCUGUCUUAUUUUCAAGUCUAAAAAUAUCUUAGUUCUGCUAUUUAUUUAUUAACCGAGCUUUAAAAAAAAAAAAGAUUAUUUAAAUUCAUUUGUAAAAAUGACAUAAUAAUAAAUGUGAAGACUUGAGGACCCUUGGUUCAGGAUACAUUAAUGAAGGUUUACAUUUUUGGUACAGGAGUGGUGCUGAUAAGAUCUGAUGAAGUGAAGGAUUUUUUAACUGGCAAGGUAAUUACCUACUAAGAUACCAUUUAAGGCCUCGAGGUAUGUAUGAUCUAGGCAUCCAACGGGUUUACAUUUAAACCUUGUUAAUCUUGUGCAGUUCGCGGCUAGGAAAAUGCCAGAUCAUGCCGCUUACAUACAGGGUCGACGUGGGAUGUAUCGGGUAGAAAUGAAGUUAGAGAUUAUAUUUCUCAAACAUUGUAAUCAAUGUCUCCUGUAAAAUCAGAUUUGUUAAAUUUAAUUUUUUAAAUAUUUUGGUUAAAACUCUUGUUUCUCUUUUUUUUUUGUUUAAACUCUUUAUUUGGUCUUUUUCUUUGGUCUUUUUUUUUUCCAGAUGCCACGAAAUACAGCCAAGAAGAUGGCGACCCAAGGAACACAGCUGCCAGCUUUUAUACUUUAUGUUGUGGUGGCACACUGUUACUUCUUAAAUUAAUGAAUGUUCUCUGUCCCUCACCUCAUUCCUUCUGUCCCUCUCUCUUCCCUCUCUCUUUCCUCUCUCCCCUCUCUCUCUCUCUCUCUCUCUUCUCUCUUCUCUCUUCUCUCUCCUCUCUCUCUCCUCUCUCUCUCCUCUCUCUCUCUUCUCUCUCCCCUCUCUCUCCUAUCUCUCCUCUUUCUCAUCUCUCUCCUCUAUCACCUUAAUCUUUCUAUCUUCUCUCUCCUCUUUCUAUUCACUCUCUCUUCUGUCUUUGUUCUCUCUUCUUUCUCUCUUCUUUCUCUCUUCUUUCUCUCUUCUUUCUCUCUCUUCUUUCUCUCUCUUCUUUCUCUCUCUUCUUUCUCUCUCUUAUCUCUCUAUUCUCUCUCUCUCUUCUCUCUCUUUCUUUCUCUCUCUCUCUCUCUCUCUCUCUCUCUCUGUCCAGUCGUGAAAGUAUUUCUUCUAUAAAUAUCUGCACAUGUCUGUGUUCCUUCUAUCUUUCAAGGCUCAAGUUUAGUAUAAGGCUUACAACAAAGAUAUACAUACAUUGUAUUGUAUUUGUUUGCGGUCACAACUAGCUGAUCUAUAAAGUGACUGAAUGCAUUCCUUAAAGUUGUCUUGAUAAAAGGGGUCCGCUUUAUGUUCGUGAGCUCCACAAUUAUUUUUUUUUU